This is a messenger RNA of Dermacentor silvarum, 1573 nucleotides long. Its product is annotated as lysosomal acid lipase/cholesteryl ester hydrolase-like. The coding region runs from base 40 to 630 and encodes 196 amino acids. The record is from RefSeq and is a predicted model, not a curated record. The transcript is spliced from 4 exons. Lineage: Eukaryota; Metazoa; Arthropoda; Arachnida; Ixodida; Ixodidae.
CUCUUGCUUGUUGGCAGAAAUUGUAGCCCAUAUUCGUAUAUGCGUCGGCUUUCUUACAUCUUCUUCCCGUCUCCUGCGCAGCCUAUCCUGUACCCGUUCACCGAGGCCGGUUUUCUGGGUACGUCCGCAGGAUUACGGCAGCUUAUUUCGGCCACAUGCAACAUCAUCGCUAACGUCCUCUGUGCCGAUGCUUUCACGCUGACCGCAUAUACCAGUCCGGAACAAUUCAAUGAGACACGGCUACCUGUCUACGUGGGUCACCUUCCCACCGGAUCGACCAUGCAAAACUAUCUGCACUAUUCCCAGGUUUACAAGGCGAAAAACCUGGUGAUGUACGACCACGGAAGGUCUGAAAAUCGUCGGCGAUAUGGCCAGGACAACCCACCCCCUUACCCGUUGGAACGCAUAAGAUUGCCAAUCGCUUUGUUCCCAUCGCCAGGAGACACAGUGGCGACCCCGGCCGACGUCGCAGACCUGGUUGACAGGCUCGGCGAAAACGUCGUCUUAGAGCACCGAGUUCCGCAGCCUAGUUUCCGCCACCUGGAUUUUGCCACCGGUUACAGGGCAAACGACAUCUUGCACAACGUCGCCAUUGGGCUUGUUCGGAAAUACGCCGAUGAAAGUCUUUAAAGAGGCACUCAAAAGUAAAAAUAAAAACAUAUUAAAGCUGUUUCAAUUAAUUACCCUUUAGCAAAAAAGUGUUCAUUAGCAAAGAUGCUCAGUAAUUCAGAAAUAGCUGGAAAAAAAACACGAAACACCUGUGGUGCCACCUCUUGAGUUUUCACACCAGCUCGUCAUGCCGUCGAAAAUUUUACGAAUGUUUGCUCUGGUUGUAGUAGUCAACAACUUUAUUGAGGUCCUGAGAAGCUACGCAGAGGGCCUGGUCCGGUUAAUUUUUCACCGGGAAGAACGACCCGCUGCGUUGUAUUUUAAAACACUGAAGAGUGCAUUUAGCAAGUUUUAAGAAAAUUUCUCUGAGCUACUGCUGUCCAAAUACGAGAAAAUGCUUUGACUUUUCUGGCGUCGCAUGUUAGUAUGACGCUGGAGCUGGAAUUCCAGAGGAAAAUAUAAAAAUGAUACUGUGACGUUCGUUCUCUCUUCUAAAACUCAAUGUAUUGCAAGAAUAUUUACGGAAAUAAAACUUGAAAGUUAUUUUUCAGUUUAAUCUGAUUCAGCCUUUCUUGUUUGUGUCCUUUUGACAAGAGGAAUAACGGAAUAGGACCUUGAUGCGGUUCUAUCUGGUCCUUUAACAUCGGGACAUUUAUUUCGCUGGACAUUUUAAGCGCUUAUGUAGCUGACAGUAAUCUGGCGGACUCUUCUGCGGUGCGUUCUGCUCACGAUCAGCGGCUCCGACUGUUCAAACUUCCGAUGAUCAUACAGAUAAGCUUGCUGCUGUGCAGCAUAUUAUUGCGGCGUUGAAUUUUUCGGGCCAUGACCACUGUAAAUAUUCGCGUUCAUUUGUGUUGUUCAAUCUUCUCUAGGACUGUCCGGUAUAAUUUUGUGCUCAAUUUGCUUUUAAGCUGCAAUGCGGUAUACUGUACAACAUUAUUUUGCAACAUUACUUCCGUCAAAC